This is a messenger RNA of Zingiber officinale, 573 nucleotides long. RefSeq lists its product as uncharacterized. NCBI's taxonomy places the organism in Eukaryota, Viridiplantae, Streptophyta, Magnoliopsida, Zingiberales, Zingiberaceae. The record is from RefSeq and is a predicted model, not a curated record. The coding region runs from base 1 to 462 and encodes 153 amino acids. The transcript is spliced from 4 exons.
AUGUCUUUUCUUCAUGCUGUUCCACCAAUAGGAACGCCUCAAGUCUUGAUACAAGCGGAUCUUGGCUUCUCCCUCUUCGUCUUCUUCGAACCAACGGCGACAGUCUUCUCCCUCUUCGUCUUCUUCGAACCGACAGCAACCACAGACUUCUCCCGCUUCGCCUUCUUCAUCGACGGCGACAAACGUCUCCUGCUUCGCCUUCUUCAUCGACGGCGACAAACUUCUCCUGCUUCGUCUUCUUCAAAUCUGUGGCGACAGCAAGCUUCUCCACCUCGGUUGGAGUCCAACUUCAAGAGGAUCUUGCUUCGGGUAAAAAAAAAGGUUGCAAUGACUCGGUUUUCAGUAAGCCAAGAGAUGAAAAUGAUAGAAGAAAUGCUAGGUUCAGGAGGAGCAUAUCAUAUGGUACCACGUGCAGACAAAAGAAAGGAGGUACCAUCUCAGCUGAAGGACUCACUGUGCUAAAACUUGUGGACAAUAUCAUCAUCACUGUGUCAAUGUUGUGACAUGAAAUGCAUUUUGGAUUUUAAUUUACCUCACAAAAAUUUCAAACUGUAUCUAGAUGGUGUGACAUUU